Messenger RNA from Zootoca vivipara (common lizard), 4479 nucleotides. It is a transcript of the gene AKAP8, whose product is annotated as A-kinase anchoring protein 8. NCBI's taxonomy places the organism in Eukaryota, Metazoa, Chordata, Lepidosauria, Squamata, Lacertidae. Gene Ontology annotation, cellular component: nuclear matrix; nucleus. The record is from RefSeq and is a predicted model, not a curated record. Gene Ontology annotation, molecular function: DNA binding; protein kinase A regulatory subunit binding.
AGAAAGUCAAAAGUCCGCAAGAGGAGCCAAUCCACGGUGGGCUCCAACGCCAGCGCAGUGAGGGUUACUCUGCGUGGUCGCAGGUUGACGGAGAGGGAAGCCAUGGAUCAGGGCUAUGGUUAUAGUUCCUGGGGUACUGAGGCCACCAGUACUCAAGGUGGCUAUUCAACAAAUCCAGCAAGUUGGCAAGGCUAUGAAGGCUAUGAUUAUUACAGUGCCCAAACCAGUAGCUCUACUACACCUGCCCCAUACAAUUAUGAUACUGCCAGUGUUGCUGCAACUACCUGGGACACUUCUAAAACUACCGACAUGACAAUGAGUGAUGAGAUGGGCUCUCGAAUGCCAGUUGUAAAUUACAGUACUGGGGCAGUGGGCACAGAAAACUCUGACUCCAUUAUAUCAAAAAUAAACCAGCGUCUGGAUAUGCUGUCAAAGGAAGGCAGCGGUGGUCCUGGGGAAGGCAUGGAAGAUCAGGGAAGCUCUUUCAGAUUUGAGUCUUAUGAGUCCUAUGACUCUAGAGCAUCAGUGCCUGAUCGUGACCUGUACAGAACCACCUAUGACUAUAAUGAAGUUGGAUCAGAUCGGAAUGAUUCCUUUGGAGGCCGCUAUGAUAAUGUUGGUGACCGCAGAGAUCAGCCCCGCAACAGAGGAAACAACUAUGGCUUUGCCAGAGGGAGGGCCCAGAAUCGAGGGCACCUAAACACUUUCAAUCGUGACCACUUCAUGCCAUCAAGUACAGAACGGAUGUCUGCACAAUGGAAUGAGAUGAAUUACAUGGGUGGAAGGAACAUGGAAGGGCCUGGACCCAACCGGCCUCCAUCACUAUUUUCCCAAGCACUCGUCCCAGAGUAUAGAGAUUAUGGUGAUUAUGGAGACUAUGGAGACUAUGGCAACUAUGGGGAUUAUGAUUACGGCAUGAUGGGAAUGCAAGGAAUGGGAAUGGGAAGGUUUCCUGGGAACAUGCCCUAUGGCUUCAACAGAUCACGUGGCAGACCAAAGAGGAGACCAUUCCGUGGUCGUUUUGGUGGGCAUUCAGAUUUUGAAAGUGGAUUACGCAAACGGAAGCAUUCCCAAAGUGGAGAUGAACCAGACAGCAAACAGACAAAGAUAGAAAGUGAAAGAGAUUACUCUGACAAUGGUGACAAUGAUAAUGGUGAAGGAGAGGACAAAUCAGGAGAUGAAAGAGAUAAAGGUGAGCAUGAGAGAAGCAAUGAAGAUCUAAAGAGGAAAGCAUCUGGUGAUGGCAUUGAUGAUGAUGAGUCAAAACAAAGAAAAGAGAAGCAGAGGCAGAGGGAUCGAAUGCGUGAUCGUGCUAUGGACAGAAUCCAGUUUGCUUGCUCUGUAUGUAAAUUCCGAAGCUUUGAUGAUGAAGAAAUGGAGAAGCAUCUACAGAGCAAAUUUCACAAGGAGGUCCUGCAAUACAUUGGGACCAAACUGCCUGACAAGACUGUAGAAUUCCUGCAGAAAUAUAUAGUGAACAGAAAUAAGAAAAUUGGGAAGCGCCGACAAGAGCUAACAGAGAAGGAUGGUACAAAACAAAAACCUGAUCCUUUCAAAGGAAUUGGCCAGGAGCACUUUUUUAAAAAGAUAGAUGCAGCUCAUUGUAUGGCUUGUGAUAUGCUAAUUCCUGCACAACAUCAUCUUCUCCAGAGACACCUGAGGUCUGUUGAUCACAACAGGAAUCGCAGAAUGGCAGCUGAACAUUUCAAGAAGGCUAGUUUCCACGUAGCUAAGAGUGUUUUGAAUAGCAAGCACAUUGUGAAAAUGCUAGAAAAGUACCUCAAGGGUGAUGACCCAUUUACAGAUGAAAACAUUGACCAAGAUGUUGUUGACUCUGGAGCCUUAGAGGGAGCAGAAGGUGAAAAGUCUACAGAAAGUGCUGCAGUAGAGAGAAAAGAGAGUGCUGCAGAUGAGAUCACAACCACGGAAGUCAGUGAAACUGCUAAAGCAGAAGGGGAUGAGAGAGCUUGCUCUACUAUAAUCUUUUCUGAAGAUAAAUCUGCGGAGGAGCAGGAGCAGGAAAAAGAGAGAAUCAAGCCAGUAGGAACAACAGAAGGACUGUCUGCCCAUCCUCAAAGAAGCCUUGAAGUGAGAGCAGCAGAAAGCCAAGUGGAGGAACAAGAGCAUUUGGAGAUGGGAGAAGGGAACUCCACUGAAAUGGCAACAGCUGAAAAUAGUGACAUCAAGGAAGAACCAGUUAUUGUAGCAAAUGCAGAGCUGCCAUAGGAAUGACCAUAUAAAUGAUUGUAUAAAUUGAUUGUUUGAAGAUGAUUUUGUCUGGCUUAGCUGUAUAAUCUCUCCCCACAUACACCCUGGGGGGGGGAUCUUAUGUCAGUGCAGUACCUGUAUGUGCAUUUCUAGAGUGCUGCCAAUUUUGUUAUUGAUUUGAAGAAAGGAAUUCAUCUAUUCUGUUACGGAAGCAGUCUUGUGCUUCAUUGUUGUAUGGAGAAUGAGAAGUCUAAUUCACUUUUAGGUUGGAGGGUGUGCAGAAGGCUGUAUAUUCUCCAAGAAAGAUUUGGUGACUUAUUCAUUGUGGAAUGAACAACACUAUUUGAAAAAAACAAACAAACACCAAAGUUGUUAAUCAUUCCGCUCCUCCCAGCUGUUCAUUUUUCAGUAUUGAAGGAAUAUAGCUUAAUUUGGAAAUGAAAUUUCCCCUCUUUAUGAAGGUGUAGAUUAGUUAAGUCUGUGUGUUUUUGCUUGUGAAAAUGUUUGCUCAUUUAAGUUCUUAAAGAAAAGACUUGCUGCCUUGAAAACUGUUACUUCCUUUAUCUAGUUUGCAAUAUUGCAUGAAAAUAGCAUCUGUAACUUGUUUUUAAGCACCAAGAUGAUUGUGUGUCACACUGGGGUUAUCGUUUCUACUGAGCACUAUUUCAGAUUUUCUGGAUAGCAAGCUGCAACUUGUACAUUAUGCUGCUACAGAGGCAUAGCCUAAAGGAGAAAAGUCAUACCACCACUGAAUCUCCAUCCUCAUAAUAAAAAUCACAAAUGUAUCAUUUAUGGAGUGAAUUGCCAAAUACUGCCCUGCGAGUAUUGAAGCAGUACCAAGACCAGCAAAAUAAAAGCAGAUUUGUGAGUGUUAGGAUUGAUGUGCAUAGUAUAAAGCUUUAAGAGUGAAAUGGAGCACUAUUUUUAAAGAAAACAACAACCCCAGUAUUUUGUCUUAGCAGUUAAAUAAACUUCUGAAACUGAAAACUAGUAUCUUACAUUUAGUUGGCUCCAAAAUAUGUGCUGUCUAACAGUGUGGUCACAUUAUUGCUCAUAUGCUCUUCUAACUGACUGCUGUCUAGGACACACAUCCCACACAUGCUAAUGCUAGAGCUGCUAUACAAGGGAAAUAAAUUAUCUCUGCUGUGUGGUUGAAGGAGAGGAAUAAAUAUUAAUUCCAGUUUCUAUAUCAAAAGCAUUCAUUGAUAAUCAGGGUGAGCAGUGAGGUAGUCGGGCUUGUGGCUGAUACCAAAGGUUCCAUACCAGGGAUCGUUAGGAAAUUAGUUGAAAAUAAAACUGCAACCACACUUUGAGUACUGCAUACAGUUCUGGUUUCCUCAUUUCAAGAUAUUAUAGAGCUGGGAAAAGUUCAGAAAAGGACAACCAAAAUUAUCCAAGUCCAAAAGUUACAGCAUUCAGGGCUUUUUAGUUUAGAGAAAAGCUGGGGUAUGAUUUAGGUGUAUAAGAUUAUGCAUAGUGUGGAGAAGGUUGGCAGAAAGUUUAUCAUCAUACUAGAAUCCAGGGUCUCCUUAUGAAGUUAUAAUGGAAGAUUCAGUACAGAAAAAAAUAAUUGUGCUUCAUACAGCACAAAUAACUGGAACUUGCUCCCACAAGAUGGAGUGAUGAUCUCCCCCAUGGAUGGCUUUAAAAGAGAAUAUGACACAUUCAACUGAAUAUCCCACUCUUUUGAUUUGAUACUACUUGGAAGUUAUCUUUCCAUUGACACUUGGUGGCAGAGCACAUGUUUUCGCACACACAACAGCCCAGAUUCAAUCCCUGGUAUUUCCAGUUAAAUGGUUCAGUCUCAGCCAAGGCUCUGGAGGGCUGCUGCAAAUCAGGAGGCAGCACAGUACUACAUGGACAAAUAGUUUGACCUGGUAUAAGGAAGCUUCCUAUAUGAAUAUUGAUACCAUUAUUUUUAAUUCAUGCAACUUCCCAUUCUUACAUUUCACCACAAAUUGUUCUUUUUCAAUCAGCACUUUAAUGGUUUAUCACUGAAUAAAAUGAACGGUAACAAUGGAAAGUUUGCAUGAAGGACUUGCCAAUUAAUACAUGACAAUCAGGUUGAGAUAGAAGAGUGAGCAAUCCUCUCUUAAGUAGCUGCAGCAGUCUAGUAAUCGGUCAAUUCCCACUUCACAUUAAGGAGUAGUAAUUCCUGCCCCAUAUUCAGGGCAGCUUUUGCAUCUAUAACAAAAUCAUCUUUCUAGUUACAGGUAGGUGUUGGUCUGAAGUAGCGGAAACAAAAUAAAUUCCUUCCAGUAGCAUCUUAGA